Miscanthus lutarioriparius is the source of this 1437-nucleotide messenger RNA. NCBI's taxonomy places the organism in Eukaryota, Viridiplantae, Streptophyta, Magnoliopsida, Poales, Poaceae. The record is from the annotation of a GenBank genome assembly.
AUGGCGGCGACUCCGGCGAGCGGCGGCGGCGGCGCGUUUAUCGGCCGAUUGGAGGGUUUGUUUGCUGAGAGUUUGUGUCCUGUGCGGAACACUGGCCUGCUACACUGCGAAAGUUUGUGCUUACUGCUAGGUCGCUUGUUUAUUCCACGGGAGCAGAAGGCUCCACAAUCGCUUGUAUCUGAUAUUCAUGUAGCCCCAAUUGGCACUGUUCUCGCUCAAGGCAUGAACUCAAAGAAGAAGCAUGAAAUUGAAAAUCUAGCUGCGGUGGUUCAUGCAAUUGCAAAGAAGUGCGGAGCGAAUACAGUGGUUGAUGUAGGUUCUGGCCAGGGUUAUCUCGCACAGUCUUUGUCUUUUGAGUACCAACUCCCUGUUGUAGCGAUAGAUGCUUCAUCACACCAUGCAUCAGUUACAAGUGCUCGUGCAGAGAGAAUAAAGAAGCACUAUGCUGCUAAAUGUGUGGAGAAGCAACUGCUCACGGUACCUAGGACUGUCACCUGUCAUGUUCUUUCUAGUGACACAUUGGCAGCAGUCACGUUAGAUGCAUGUAAGGAUGACCAUGGUGAACACUUUUUCUGCCCUCUUGAACAAGUAAAAGCAUCGGUAAGUGUUGGCUGCUGUUACAACUUGCUUUCUGAGGAUUCUAAUGAGGACACAGACACCUGCCCUGGUUUUCCUAUGAGCAAGGCUGCCAAACUGUCUGAACUGGUGCUAGGGAAAAGCAUCCAUGACCUUGCUUGUCAGAGCGCGGAGAGAUGGAGAAAUCUCACCAUGGACAUUGCACUGCAAAAUUUUGAUGUACAUGCCUUCCGAGCUGCAUUUCAAAUGGUACUUGAGAAAUAUUUUCCAGAACUGUCAAGGUUGAGUCCAUCAAUUGGAAGGCAAGGAAAAGCUCUUCGACGUCAGAGGCUUUGGAAAGUUGUGGAAUCACAAAUGAUUACAAAGAAAAUUGAUGAUUUCUCCUGUUCAACUUUAAAGGAACAAAACAAGAACACAAAUGAUGUUGAUUCAGUCAUAUAUGGAGUUGACACAGGGCCAGAUGACAUCCAUCAUACUGCAUGUCAAAAGUUCACCCUGUUCAAAGAUUUCACAUUAUCUGGAUUAGGUCGCCUUGGCUGUGGCUCAGUGGAAGACGCGAGUCUUCUUGAAAUAUGGAAGGACGUGCAACCAUUCUCUGAAUAUAUAGGUCCCUUUUGGUGCCUUCGAGCUGCUUUAGGUCCACUGGUGGAAACAUAUAUUUUACUUGAUCGGUUAUUGUAUCUUCGAGAGCUAAGCAACCUAGUUGAAGCAUUGCUGUUUCUUGGAAGUUAUCUGCAAAUUCUUCAGAAGCAUGACAUGAUAAGUCUUCUGAUACCGGGAUAUGCAGCUGAUGGGAUGGUGUGUUGGCACCAAACUAUCAGCCAGACUAUUGUCUUAUGGCAGAACUUGUUCGUUCAUUAG